AUGCCUGAAGCCAACUCUUCCAACCAGCUUCCAGCCUACUUCAUCCUACUAGGCAUCCCGGGUCUGGAGAGCUCUUACUUUUACAUCGCCUUCAUCUUCACCAUAGUCUACGUGAUAUCUGUGAUUGGAAACUUGACUCUUCUAUUCAUCAUCGGGAUAGACCGGAGUCUCCAUGAACCCAUGUACUUCUUUCUCUGUAUGUUGUCUGCUAUUGACCUGGUCCUGUCCAACUCCACCACGCCCAAGAUGUUGGGGAUCCUUUGGUCCAACAACCACGAGAUUUACUUUGAGGCCUGCCUCACACAAAUGUUCUUCCUCCAUUCCUUUGCCGUAAUGGAGUCUUCGCUACUCCUAGCCAUGGCCUUUGAUAGGUAUGUUGCCAUUUGUCAGCCCUUAAGGUAUAACUCAAUAUUAACAACAUUUCUCAUUACCAACAUCGGACUGUUGGCCAUCAGUAGAGCUUUAGCUCUAAUGACUCCAUUACCAUUCCUUAUAAAAAGACUACCCUUCUGCUCCACCAAUGUCACCCACCAUUCCUACUGUGAGCACAUGGCUGUUGUGAAGCUGGCAUGCGUUGAUACCACCUUCGACAGCAUCUACGGCCUCGUGUCCCUUUUUAUAGUAGGGCUAGAUGUGAUCUUCAUCAUGUGGUCGUAUGUCCUGAUUCUUCAGGCUGUGUUCCGGCUGGCCUCAACAGAAGCCCGGUAUAAGGCCCUCAGUACAUGUGCAGCUCAUAUCUGCACAAUGAUUUCAUUCUACAUUCCCAUUCUGCUCUCCUCGAUGGUCCACCGCUUCGGGAAAGAUGUCCCACUCCACAUUUACAUCUCGUUGGCCAACGUCUACCUGAUGCUGCCACCUCUGAUUAACCCCAUCGUGUACGGGGUGAGCACCAAAAAAAUUCAGAACAGAGUUAAAUCCGCCAUUAAAGUGGAUUUUACGUGUUUUGGAAGAGUCCAUGCUGCAAAAAUGGAACUUCCAAAAUGGAACCAGACUCAACAUUUUUAA
This is a messenger RNA of Staurois parvus, 1005 nucleotides long. The record is from the annotation of a GenBank genome assembly. Lineage: Eukaryota; Metazoa; Chordata; Amphibia; Anura; Ranidae.